AGCGCGCACGCAAGGAGGGAGGAGAGGGAGGAGCACAUCCUAAUGCAGAGAUGCUGCAGUGGCUUCGGGCGCACACAGCCACGCUCGGGCAGGCAGCACCAAGCUCUGCCUCGCAGCAGAGGCUCCAGCGGCAGCGGGGCCCCGCUCUCCCCCAGCUCAUGCACAAGCAGAGGGCCCGCAUGAGGGCUGCUGUCCCCGCUCACCCAUAGAGACGCGGCCACGGGGCCAUAACCCGGCCGGAGGCGCAGGAUGGGAGGCACCGCGGGAUUUGUCUGCACGUCCCUGGCUGUCGUCACCUGCGUGGUUUGGUGCCAAGCCCAGAGCAGCACCAGGACCUACGGGCCCGUGUUCGAGGAGCAGCCUGCCCACACCCUCUUUCCUGAAGGCUCAGCGGAAGAGAAAGUGACGAUGGCUUGUCGAGCAAGAGCCAGUCCUCCUGCGACCUACAGGUGGAAGAUGAACGGCACGGAGCUGAAGAUGGAGCCCGAUUCCCGUUACCGGCUGGUUGCAGGCGACCUGGUGAUAAGCAACCCCGUAAAAGCCAAGGACGCUGGCUCCUACCAGUGCGUGGCGUCGAACUCCAGGGGCACGGUGGUGAGCAGGGAAGCCUCCCUCCGCUUUGGCUUUCUGCAGGAAUUCUCUGCCGAAGAGCGAGACCCCGUGAAGAUUACGGAAGGCUGGGGAGUGAUGUUCGCCUGCAGCCCCCCUCCCCAUUACCCAGGCCUGUCCUACCGAUGGCUUCUGAACGAGUUUCCCAACUUCAUCCCAGCCGACGGGAGGCGUUUCGUCUCUCAGACCACGGGAAACCUUUACAUUGCCAAGACGGAGGCUUCCGACCUGGGGAACUACUCGUGCUUCGCCACCAGCCACAUCGACUUCAUCACCAAGAGCGUUUUCAGCAAGUUCUCCCGGCUCAGCCUGGCGGCAGAGGAUGCCAGGCAGUAUGCGCCCAGCAUAAAGGCCAGGUUUCCCGCAGACACCUACGCUCUGGCCGGGCAGAUGGUGACUUUGGAGUGCUUUGCCUUUGGAAACCCCGUUCCUCGGAUAAAGUGGAGGAAGCUGGAUGGUUCGCAGGCCUCCAAGUGGAUCUCCAGCGAGCCCCUCCUGCAGAUCCAGGACGUUGGCUUUGAGGAUGAAGGCACUUACGAGUGUGAGGCUGAAAACAUCAAAGGGAGGGACACCUACCAGGGCCGCAUCAUCAUUCAAGCUCAGCCGGAGUGGCUGAAGGUGAUCACGGACACGGAAGCCGACAUCGGGUCCGACCUGCGCUGGAGCUGCGCGGCAGCUGGCAAACCCCGUCCGGCGGUGCGCUGGCUGCGGGACGGGCAGCCGCUCACCUCCCAGAACCGCAUCGAAGUGAGCGGUGGAGAGCUGAGAUUUUCCAAGCUAGUCCUGGAGGACUCUGGCAUGUAUCAGUGCGUGGCUGAGAACAAGCAUGGCACAGUGUAUGCAAGUGCUGAAUUAACAGUGCAAGCCUUAGCACCAGAUUUUAGACUAAACCCAGUGAAACGACUGAUACCUGCAGCCCGAAGCGGGAAGGUCAUCAUCCCAUGCCAGCCAAGAGCAGCACCAAAAGCCACUGUGCUCUGGACCAAAGGGACUGAACUUCUGAUCAACAGUAGCAGGGUGACUAUUACCACAGAUGGCACCUUGAUCCUGCAGAACAUAAGCAAAUCCGAUGAGGGGAAGUAUACCUGCUUUGCUGAGAAUUUCAUGGGCAAAGCCAACAGCACGGGAAUCCUCUCCGUUCGAGAUGCCACCAAAAUCACGUUGGCACCAUCCAGCGCCGACAUCAACGUCGGUGAGAACCUUACCCUGCAAUGCCACGCGUCCCACGAUCCAACCAUGGACUUGACUUUCACCUGGUCGCUAGAUGAUUUUCCCAUUGACUUUGACAAGUCGGAGGGGCACUACCGGCGUGCCAGCGUGAAGGAAGCUGUCGGGGACCUCACCAUCCUCAACACCCAGCUGAAGCACUCGGGGCGGUACACGUGUACAGCCCAGACGGUCGUGGACAGCGCUUCGGAGUCAGCCACGCUGACUGUCAGAGGACCUCCAGGUCCCCCCGGGGGCGUGGUGGUGAGAGACAUCGGUGACACCAGCGUCCAGCUGAGCUGGAGCCGCGGCUUUGACAACCACAGCCCCAUCGCCAGGUACCUCAUCGAGGCGCGGACCCUGCUCUCCAACAAGUGGAAGCAGAUGCGCACCAAUCCUGUGAAUAUUGAAGGCAACGCCGAGACAGCCCAGGUGGUGAACCUCAUCCCUUGGAUGGAUUACGAGUUUCGGGUCUUAGCAAGCAACAUUCUUGGAGUCGGGGAGCCAAGCUUACCCUCCAGCAAAAUCCGUACCAAAGAAGCAGCACCCACUGUGGCACCAUCUGGGCUCGGCGGCGGUGGAGGGGCUCCCAACGAGCUUAUCAUCAACUGGACGCCCACGCUACGGGACUACCAGAACGGGGACGGCUUCGGCUACAUCUUGUCCUUUCGCAAGAAGGGCACCCAGGGGUGGCUCACCGCACGGGUGCCUCACGCAGAGUCCCUGCACUACGUGUACCACAACGAGAGCAUCGGGCCCUACACCCCCUUCGAAGUGAAGAUCAAAGCAUACAACAGGAAAGGAGAGGGCCCGGAGAGCCUCACUGCCAUCGUGUACUCUGCAGAAGAAGAACCCAAAGUGGCUCCGUUCAGAGUUACGGCCAAGGCUGUUCUGUCCUCAGAAAUGGACGUGUCCUGGGAGCCGGUGGAGCAGGGAGACAUGACCGGGGUGCUUCUGGGCUACGAGAUCCGGUACUGGAAGGAUGGGGACAAGGAGGAGGCAGCUGACAGAGUGCGAACAGCCGGGCUGGUCACAUCAGCUCACGUAACUGGCCUAAACCCCAACACGAAAUACCACGUCUCGGUCAGAGCUUACAACCGUGCUGGGACCGGGCCCCCCAGCCCCUCUACCAACGUCACGACCACGAAGCCACCACCGAGGAGGCCACCUGGCAACAUCUCCUGGACUUUUUCGGGGUCUACGGUCAGCAUCAAGUGGGACCCCGUGGUGGCACACGCGGACGAGUCUGCGGUUACGGGGUACAAGAUGCUCUACCGGCAGGACUCCCACUCCGCUCCCACGCUGUACCUGGCCAGCAAGAGCCGGAUCGACAUCCCGGUCCCUGAAGACUUCACUCACGCCUUCGUGCAGAUCCGGGUGACGGGGCCCGGGGGAGACGGGAUCCCCGCCGAAGUUCACAUCCUCCGGAACAGUGGGACGAGUAUGAUGGUGGAGGACGCUGUGACGAGGCCGGUGCCGCACGCUGCCAUCGUCACCAACUCGCUCGUAAUGCUGGCCCUGACCGGCUUCCUGCAGCUCUGAUGGUGGCCAGCGCAGCCGAGGACUCCCGGACGCGUUUCCUCCCAAGGCAGCGGGGAACUGCUCAAUAUUCGGCUGCUGCAACUUCACGUGUGCCACAGCAGCUUCGCAGAGAAAGGAUUUGACAACGAUGUUUUAAGGGAGGAAGAACAGAAACGGCUUUUUUUUUUUUUUCUUUGGAAGAACUCAAGAUUUCGUACAAGACAUGGGUCUUUAACCAAGCAAAGUUUUUUUAAAGAACUGAGUAAAACAAGGAAUUCUACACGAAUUCUGACAGCCAACUGCCCCACACACUGUAUCGAGUAGGUUUUCUGCCUUAUGAAGCCAUGUACUAAAAUACUCAGACUGCUAAACUUGACUUUUUUUUAAUACGUACAGUGUAUUGGUGGGAGGGGAGGGGAGGACGGGCACUGAGGAUUGCAAAGCGAAGUGCAGGAUUUCAGCAUGUUCCACACCAAUCCCAACCACAGCCAUUUCCAGUGAAUUAGGGGAUGGGAUAAUUUCCCCUGUAAUAGGAGCCAAAUUCUGCAGCAACCAGCCCAAGGAGAUAAAGCCACGAGAGCAAUCGAGCUCAGCCCCAUCCUGAGGAGAUGGGAGAACGCAGAGGUUAGAUGGUGAAAGUCUUUUUUAUGCCACUGGUGUUAACUUGCAGCCCCAGCCUACUGUUUGUAUCGACUGCCAUGCUGUGAGGUGCAAUGCUCAAUGUUAUCCAUAUCCCACGUGCUUUUGGGGGUGUUUCUGUUCUGUUGUUUGCUUCUUGCCUUUUUGUUUGGGGAGGAGAAGGGGUAAGUCAAAGAGGUACUUUUCCAGCACCCAGCGGUUUGGGGAGACAGAGCUGCUGCAUACAGAAGACUUCAACAUAUUUAAUUUCAACGCGGAGAGGAUCCUAAAGAAGGAAGAGGAAGGAAUACUGCAUAACGUAACAGAGCUGGAGACUCACGCCAACGCUGAGGCAACGCAGAAAAUCUGGAGCUCCAGCCUGGAUACGGCACCUGGCUGCCAGGUCCAAGCUCACACAGCCACCGUACGUGGGGGGACUGACACCCCCAAGGUGUACAGGGAUGCUGGGGUGCCCCGCUAACUGAAACGGCCGGAAAGUGUUCUUGCCUGUGAAAAUCCCACGCCACGGGGACGGCCUGACACGCAGCUCCUACGCUAGCUGCCAACUCCUUGCUCCAGCUAAUCGUUUCAAACCUAACGUGUCCUAGGCUUCAGCGAGCAUGUAAGAGAUUACACGCGUAAAGCCCCGGCCUCCCGGAGGAGCUAGCCCUAGAGCACGUACCCACGGCAUCCCACAACAGUUUUGUCACACCAGGCCUACCCUGGAAGCGAGGAGGUAAACGCUCCGGGAGGGUCGGGGUGUGCAGCGCCAACAGCAAGGUCCGGAGCGAGGAAGGUAGGGCCCCAGGGGCUUAGGGAGCAAGAGAAACGUUUUAAGAAAAAAAAGCAAGGAAAAAAUAAACUUAAUAAAUAGAAUAAGCAUUUAGAGGACAGUUACAGCAAAAAGAAAGGGCACUCCAGUUUCCCUUAUAGACAAGGCCUUGAAUAACGUCCAAGAACCCCAAAACCGUGCUGGGCCGAGGCAGGCAGUGAAGGCAGGGACCCUGCACCCCCCGAGCCUGCCCACAGCCUCCACCUUGCUCUGCAGCUCUCCAUCAAGAACCCCCUCGGUCCCUCUGGCAGGUUUAAACAUUUUUUAAGCACAACAUAUUUUUGUAUGAUCUAAGUUCUUGAAGACUUUAAAAUAUUUCUGUUGGCAUUCGGAAGUUUUUAUUUGUUGGUAAAAUGUUUUUGUUGUUAGUUCCGCAUUUUGGUUACCACCCCCAUCCAUCCUGCUGGGCUUUCAACCUCUCUUCCACAAAAGAUGGGACGAAAGGAAAAUGAGGAAUUCAGGGUUAGCUCAAAAGCAAAUUAGGGCCUGGGCAUCAGUGACCUGACCGAGAUGCAGCACUAGUGGUAGCCACGAGGAAAAUGUUUAGGAGGCAUAAUCUAACGGGACCUACGGAGCUUCAAAGCACUGCAGAACGAUUCCCCUGGCAGCCCUGCAGAGCAUGGGCCCGGUUUGGGAGAAAAGCAAAUGAAAGAAGAAAACUGAAGUGAUGAAGUGAUGUGCCCAAAGGGUCUUCACCGCACCAAGAUGCAGAGGCUGGAGGCACUCCGGGUGGAUCCCGGGGAGCGCCCAGCACCGCAGGCUGGGGCCAGAAUCAAAGCCCUCAUCCCAAAGACAUCUUCUGUGCUCCUCGGGAGGAAUCGCCGAGCUGGAGGAGCUGCUUUGGUGCACGGCUGCAGUCAGAAGGUCCCCUCCGGUUCUGGGCACAGCGAGAGCAGCUGUGAUGCCCCGCGCUGCCUGCUUACCCACGGGCACAGCUGAGCUCCCUCAGAGGUGCACGCUUGGCACCCGCGGGGCAAACGAACGUGCCUGGAUGGACGAACUCACACAAGUCCACAAAGCCAAGCUAAAUACUGCCGUGAGGUUCAAGGACGGAGGUUCAGCAUCAGCCUAGGUGCAACCACACGGGCUGUGCGAUGUCUCUGACACGAACCUGGCCUCAACAGGUGCUUCCAAACGUCUCUGGCAAUACCGCUGGCUCUGUCUGUUGUAUUUAACUUUACGGUGUUGGAAAACAAGAUGAUUGAUAGCGUGGUGAAAACAGCAUAAAAAAUGCUGCAGUGCCACGGGGUUUGAAGUAGCAGCUACCUGCACCAGUUCCCUGGGAAGGUGAAUACAUCUUCCAUGGUUAUUUGUUAAACCAGACCACAGGCACAUCUUAUAUAAGAGGAAAGCUUCGUGAGUUGGACUUCAAAUGUUGCAGUUAGCACUGUCCUGCAUUGCAAAUGGGCCGAAUAUAUUCGAGUACGUAAAUUCACGGACCAGUAUUACCUAAAGCCUGUAAGUAACACAUAGGUCCCCUUCAGAGUUAAAGGUUCUCAAUUUGCAUUCAAAUAUGCCUCUUUUUUUGACAAGGUAAGUACAGACAGCCUCCUCAGUAUGCAUUUGAAACCAAAAUGGUGAGCUUUUGCAGUGUUUUAAGGAUCACACACAGAAGCAAAAGUUAUGGCCUAGAGCCAGCCCCAAGAGCAUCCCAACCACCUGCUCGAACCCCAGCUCUGACGCUCUGUUCUCCGUCCACUGCUCCAAGCAAUUCUCUCUCCGCUUGCUGCCUCAGUUUCCCUUCCCGAAAAGGGAGGCUCGAGCAGGUCACCGUGCAUCUGCAAGCUCCUUGCUGUUUGCACGUUUCUGUGUGUUCACGCCCCUGCCACAGGUGUGAUCAGAGCAGAGGGUGUCAGAGCUGACUGAAACCGCCCAGCUCAGGCACCAGGAACAUUUCAGCGAGGUGGGACAGCCACUGCCAAACCCCGGGGGCAAACCUGUCCCUGUCACCAUGCCGGCCACUACCUAACCCAGCCAGCCACUGCCCAGCUGACCCCAGCACCUCCCGAGCAUUAUCACAAACUCCAGGACCUGUGCACGGUCACGGGGCAGUCUCUGCCCCACGGACACUUGGAGGGAUUUGCUGAUACUCCCAAGACGAGCCAGCAGCAUGCCACAGAGCGCCGCAGGUGAGCCCAGGGGCACACGCUGGGUGAAGGACAGGAGCGGGAGGGGACAGUGAAGGUUUUCCACCUGCAGGGAGAGGCCAAAUUCAGGCCAGGGCAGUUGCAGGCUAACCCCCCCCCCUCCAGGCCAGACAGCUCAGUUUUUGUACAUAGACACAACCACGUUCUGACCAUGUUUUUCUGCUUUACUCAUCAGGGGUUAGGGACAUUCAGAGAAGGAUUUGCACACACCCCUAUCCAUUUAGCACGGGGCAGCCAAGGCAGCGUUUGUACCUAGUUAAACUUUAUCCAGGCUAUAAAAAAAAAUCCCUACCUAUAAAUCCCAACCAAAGCCAUCAAGAGGAGAAAAAGAUGUGAAAAACUUCCUGAGACACCGAGCUCCCUAAAACGCAGCACAGGGGUUAAAAGGAAAGGUGUUCGGAGCCAGGGGAGAAAACUUAGACUUCAACAUCUUAACUGAGUUCAUUGGAUUUACACCAUCGCAUUAAGCUGCAAAUCAAUUUCCUGUCUCAUUAAGAAUCCCCUACAUGUAAUUGCUCGGAGCAUUUACUUUAGGGAUUACCGUGCAGGGAUGAGUUAAGUGCCUGCUUUCUGCUCUCAGCACUGCGCUGGCUCACUAAGGAAAGUCAUCUCGUUUCACAGGGUCCGCCUUACUUCUUGGCAGCAGUACCAACCUCACGAGGAUGCUGCGAGGAGUAAAGCAACACGGGUGAAGUGCUUUGAGCCUCCCAAACGAGAGGAGCUAACGAGUUCUGAUUUAUUUGUAUUUAACACACAAUAAUCUACCUGAUGCUACUGAAGUCACAGACUUUGUGGUUUGAGGUUUUCUGGGCUAAAUUCAGCACUGGGCUAUAGGGCUUUGAAUCAGGAACAGCUCAGAUGUAGCUCAGGAUAGAUUAAAUGUUGUGCCCAGAACGGGAGAUGCUCCAUGCCUUUCAUGCCUUCACUCGCGUCAGAUAAUGCCUGGGGGUUCUGAACCUCACCGGCUCUGAGCGUGCAAAGCUUUCCCCCAUCCGCACGAGCCCUCUGCUGCGAAUGUUUUAAUCCAACGCCACUGAACGCGGGCAGGGCAGCUUUCUGCUCCAUAACUUUGUUGUACGCUAUUUUUUUAAGAAAAAAAACAAAGGGGAAAGGUUGUAAGCAUACUGUAUUUACUGUCAUUAUGGUUAUUCAUUGGCUACGGUAGCAAGCAGUUCAUAAAUAAAAACCUUCACAGCCUUUAGACAGC
Molecule: messenger RNA, 8140 nt
Organism: Oxyura jamaicensis (ruddy duck)
Lineage: Eukaryota; Metazoa; Chordata; Aves; Anseriformes; Anatidae
Gene: CNTN2
Product: contactin 2
Exons: 23
Coding region: 250-3357 (1035 amino acids)
Biological process (GO): cell-cell adhesion; brain development
Molecular function (GO): cell-cell adhesion mediator activity
Source: RefSeq, a predicted model, not a curated record